Messenger RNA from Lynx canadensis (Canada lynx), 3269 nucleotides. RefSeq names its product aquaporin 4 (gene AQP4). The transcript is spliced from 5 exons. Gene Ontology annotation, molecular function: water channel activity. Bases 56 to 1027 code for a protein of 323 amino acids. NCBI's taxonomy places the organism in Eukaryota, Metazoa, Chordata, Mammalia, Carnivora, Felidae. The record is from RefSeq and is a predicted model, not a curated record. Gene Ontology annotation, biological process: transmembrane transport. Gene Ontology annotation, cellular component: basolateral plasma membrane; plasma membrane.
GUGCACUGGGAGCUGUGGGGCAGGCAAUGAGAGCUGCACUCUGGCCAGGGAAGGCAUGAGUGGCAGACCUGAAGCAAGGCAGUGGGGUAAGUGUGGACCUUUGUGUAGAAGAGAGAGCAUCAUGGUGGCCUUCAAAGGGGUCUGGACUCAAGCUUUCUGGAAGGCAGUCACAGCGGAAUUUCUGGCCAUGCUUAUCUUUGUUCUCCUCAGCCUGGGAUCCACCAUCAACUGGGGUGGAACGGAAAAGCCCUUACCUGUCGACAUGGUUCUCAUCUCCCUUUGCUUUGGGCUCAGCAUUGCAACUAUGGUACAGUGCUUUGGCCACAUCAGCGGUGGCCACAUCAACCCUGCUGUGACAGUGGCCAUGGUGUGCACCAGGAAGAUUAGCAUCGCCAAGUCUGUCUUCUACGUCGCCGCACAGUGCCUGGGCGCCAUCAUUGGAGCUGGGAUUCUCUACCUCGUCACACCUCCCAGUGUCGUGGGGGGCUUGGGGGUGACCACGGUUCAUGGAAGUCUUUCUGCUGGUCACGGUCUCCUGGUGGAGUUGAUAAUCACAUUUCAGCUGGUGUUUACUAUUUUUGCCAGCUGUGAUUCCAGACGGACUGAUGUCACUGGUUCAGUAGCUUUAGCAAUUGGAUUUUCUGUGGCAAUUGGACAUUUAUUUGCAAUCAAUUACACUGGUGCCAGCAUGAACCCUGCCCGAUCCUUUGGACCUGCGGUUAUCAUGGGAAAUUGGGAAAACCACUGGAUAUAUUGGGUUGGACCAAUAAUAGGAGCUGUCCUCGCCGGUGGCCUUUACGAGUAUAUCUUCUGUCCAGAUGUUGAACUCAAACGUCGUUUUAAAGAAGCCUUCAGCAAAGCUGCCCAGCAAACAAAAGGGAGUUACAUGGAAGUGGAGGACAACAGGAGUCAGGUAGAGACUGAUGACCUGAUCCUAAAACCUGGAGUGGUGCACGUGAUUGACAUUGACCGGGGAGAGGAGAAGAAGGGGAAAGACCCGUCCGGAGAGGUGUUGUCUUCAGUAUGACUAGAAGAUGGCACUGAAAGCAGACAAGAACACUUAGAACUGUCCUCAGAUUUCCUUCCACCCAUUAAGGAAACAGAUUUGUUAUAAAUUAGACAUGCGCAGGGUCAUUGGUUCUUGCCUCAUUAUUCAGUCUAGACAAGAAAUGUUUCACUAUUCUACCAAGGACGAAUGGAAGAAACCUAUUGUGAAUUCCAAAUCUAAAAACAGAGGUCUUUUUAAAGUGUCCCCAGAGCAAAUAGGCAUCUAGUUUAUCUUAUUGCCAUUCAUUAAUUAUCAGUUUAAAAUGAGUAUCAAGAUUUGGUUAAGUCUUGCCCGACAGAACUUAUAGACAUACCUAUCAGCUUAUUCCUCCUCUACCAUGAAACCGGUAUUUGUCAAUCCUCGUUUGAGUGUUUUUUCCAGUAAGCCAAAACAAUGUGCCACAGAAUCGUGCACAUUCAACAGAGGAAAUAUAACAAGCUCUUUUGUGGGCAGUCCCCUCUAAAAAACUACCUCGGCAAAAGAAUAUUAACAAGGGUCAUUGCUAAUGAAUUAUUUCCAUUUAUAUUUCAAAUACCCAGCUUUCAACCUGAACUCUAAUUCAUAAUAUUCCUUCCUCUUCUUCAGUGCCCAGGGUAAUGUGGAAAGCCCAGAAAUUUGAAGAAUGUUCGGAAACCCUUUAUAUUUUUUAGUUCUAUCUGAUAAAAUAUCCAAAUCGUAAGAAAUACCUAUUAAGAUUCAGGACAAACAGACUCAUAAGAUCUUAUGGGAGUGGAGGAAAAAUUACCAUUAUAAAAAAAUCAUAAGGAAAGAGGCAAUCCAUAUUCUGGAAUCAAAGAGUUGAUCUGUUUUCAGUGCACAUCCUCAAAUACACCACAUGAGGUUAACGAUCUAUGCUUUUAACUACUUAACCAUUUUGCUUAUAUUUUUUAAUUUAUUGGCAAAACGGGGGGUUUUGUUUGUGACUUUGGUUAUCUAUAUUUAAACAUUAGCUGAGAUUUCUUUUUGAUAACAAGAACAUAACUAGCUGAAUCCUGACUUUUUGUGAUUAAGCUCUGCUCACUCUGAAAGAUAAAAACUGGCUGUCCCUGUCCCCGUUUCUGCACUCUGUCACUUCUCAUGAGAUUUGGUGAUAAUCUUCACCGUGCCUGUGAUGAUAUUUUAAUGAAUUAAAAUGCACGAGAGACAAGGAAGGCCAUGGUUGCAGACUAAAGGGAGAAGGCAUCAGAACACUCUGCAUUCAAAGCUGACUAGAUGACCAAUCGUUUAUUUGUAGAGAUAUUGUACGUCGUAAUGAAAUACAUCUUUAAGGUAUUUUCAUUACCGACUCAUUUGUCAGAAUACUUUGCUCUUCCUGUACUGCUGUGCCUUAAGUUGGGAGAAUGGUCUCUGGAAACCCCAGUCUCUAUCAUCUUAACCUAAACUUUAUCUUAGACAAAGAGCUGCAAAUGUCAAUUUCACUGAACAAAAGCUAGUAGUGGAACAAACACCCAUCACUGCAAAGAAUGGCUUAAAAUAAGCUGAUAAUCAAGGACUUUCUUCUCCCACGCGUAGUUCCAACUGUGUGCCACUUUUUAGUGUUAAUGGCAGUUGUGUGUCUGUGGCAGUGAGAUAAUGGACCACUGUUAAACCUGAUUCUCUUCGGUGCUAGGAAAGUGAUGCGCAAGGUUCCCAAGGAGCCAUCACUCCAGUGCAGUGCUUGGGAGUGCCAUUGGUGGUUUGUUUUGUUUUGUUUUGUUUUGUUUUGUUUUGUUUUGUUUUAUGGCAGAUUCCUAAAUCCCAGGUGCCUUUCUCAGAUGUGUGGCCAACCACACCCUCCACCAGUGACGCCCAUCCUUUCCUGUUUGGAGCUGCUUCUAUAGAAGUAGGGUGAGAUUCUAAGGAUGGCUUGUGACUUUUCUGUUCAAAUGUUUGCACAAAAUACCACUAAAGGCUUAAAAUAGGGGCGAGGGUGGGGGGUUGGUGUUCAGCUCAAAAGAUAAUUCUAUCAACCAGCAGCAAGCAUAUUAGCUCAAAAGGAAGCGACGUUAGCAAGGGAAAGUUAAACAGAUUUUUUUGAAUACGCUUACAAUUUACUGGCUUACAAUCAUUUUUAUUCAGCCAUAUGGUUUACUUCUUAUGCACUCACUUUUAUACUCACUUCCAUUUAGAGUAUUUAAUAGGUUAGUGCUGUAAUAAAAAAAAAAAGGCAUGAAUGAUGUUUUUGUAGUUCGUUUUCCAUAGAGUGCCUGGCACUUAGUAGGUAUGUGUUAGUUAAUAAAAA